Drosophila mauritiana is the source of this 1719-nucleotide messenger RNA. It is a transcript of the gene Es2, whose product is annotated as splicing factor ESS-2 homolog. The record is from RefSeq and is a predicted model, not a curated record. The transcript has 2 exons. Lineage: Eukaryota; Metazoa; Arthropoda; Insecta; Diptera; Drosophilidae. The coding region runs from base 94 to 1596 and encodes 500 amino acids. Gene Ontology annotation, cellular component: catalytic step 2 spliceosome.
ACGGUCACACUUCACUGGCAGGCAAAAAUGUUCACUUUUCAUAACUAAACAAAACAAAGCUAUUUACGAAAAAAAAACGAGAUAUAAACGGCGAUGAGUGCCACGACUAGAACACCUGCCACACCGGGCACACCUGGCACACCUGGCACUCCCGGCAGCCUGGCCAUGGAAGUGGCCCGCGUCCAGAAUUCAGCCCUCGCCGAGUUCAAAAAGCCCACGGCGAUGGUGCGCCACAAGAACAAGCCAAAGAUCCUUACCGAGGAGAAGUACAUCGAGGAGAUGUCCAAGAUCAUCCAGCGCGACUUCUUUCCCGAUCUGGAGCGGCUGCGUGCUCAGAACGACUACCUGGACGCGGAGUCACGUCGCGACUUUGUACAAAUGGCCGAGAUUCGGGAGCGCUACAGCCUGGGCAGGAUUUCCGGGACAGGAAGAAGCACCAGCCGACGGAAUAAUGCGAUGUCCCCGGCCACAUUUGAGACACCAGUGAGUCAAGGGAAAUGUAGCAACACCCCAUUGCCCAAUUCCCGGGCCACAGACACACCAUUUUCCACGGACGGAUCGGAGAAGAGCGAUGCCGAGGGCGGGGACACCACCGCCAAGCUAUCGCUGGACGCCUUUCUGCAGAAGUACACCAGCGAGGAUAACCAGAGCUUUCAGGAGAUAAUCGAAACGGCCGAGGCCAAGCUGCGCCAGAAAUACGCAGUGCUGUACAACCAUGAGAAGCUCUCCGCAGAGCAACUGCAGCGGGCUCUAAUGCUGCCCAGCAUAGAAAAGCAAUUCGAGGAGCCAGAUCCGCUAAGAAAGAUCGAAACCUGGAACUACACCAACAUGAACUCCAUUAUGUACGUGCCCGAUGGCGUGGAGUACACAGAGGAGGAGCGCGUCCAGUUGGCCGAGCGGAAGCAGAGCAUCCAACACAAUGCCACCAGGCUGCCCGAUGAGGCAAAGCACCGCGAAAUCGACACUAAAAAGCUGAAUGAAGUGCCCCAAAAUGGGGCAGAUGGUGCUACAGCCACUCCGAAGGUACGCGGCUUCGAUUUGUUGCGCUCACCAUCACCGCGACCCGGAGAGGCUUUCUCGCCCAUCAUGACCUGGGGUGAGAUCGAUGGCACUCCCUUUCGCCUGGACGGAGGCGAUACCCCAUUGCGGCCCACACAAGGACCCUCGUUUCGGAUUAAUGAGAACUCUCGGCGCGAAAACAUCGCCAUCGCUUUGGCCGAGAGGGUCAGCGAAAGGAUGCGAAAUCAAAAACAAAUGGCUCUGGAUACGGCGCGUCGUAACAUUGGCUCACCACUGAUACGCACCAAUAUGGAACGGCUGGCCAGCAUGUCGCCGGCAGCGCAGCUACUGGCCACGGGUAAGCUGGGUAUCCGCGGCACGCCCCGAUUAAGGCACACACCAUCGCCGCUGAGCGCCAGAAAACGAAAGGUUACGCCCGGCGUGGUGAGGAGCACCAAUACGCCACUGGGUGAACCCAAACCGCAGGCCAAGAUUAGCACUCCGGCUAAGAACGUUACCAUUGAUACGGGAUCCACGCUCACGGACGAUCUGCUCAAGAUACCCACUAAACGACGCACUGCAGCCGAUUUCUUUUAGCACAUAACAUACCCCAGCUACAUUGUUCUACAUUAUAAUUUCAUCAGAAUACCCCAUAGUCCCACAGUUAUUACGAAUUGUGCAUAUAUUUCUUAUAAAUAGAAGACGAGUUGUUGGAAAGAA